Molecule: messenger RNA, 1228 nt
Organism: Rosa rugosa (rugosa rose)
Lineage: Eukaryota; Viridiplantae; Streptophyta; Magnoliopsida; Rosales; Rosaceae
Product: DNA polymerase II subunit B3-1
Exons: 4
Coding region: 9-581 (190 amino acids)
Biological process (GO): regulation of DNA-templated transcription
Cellular component (GO): nucleus
Molecular function (GO): protein heterodimerization activity
Source: RefSeq, a predicted model, not a curated record
UUGAAACAAUGGCGACCCCCAAGAAAGGCACACCCCCCCCAAAGAAAACCAAAGAAGCACAGAGCAAGAACGACGGCAACAAAAUCAAAAAGAAGACCAGCAAUGGCACCGCUGCUGCGGCGGCGGCGGCUGUGAGAUCCCCGAGCUCAAAGCCCCAGAAGAGCAGAGAGCAAAAUGGGGGCAAAAGUACGAAAACACCCACCCCGAAAUCCAAGAAGCCCCAGCAGAACGGAAAGCGAGUCCGGGAGGAAGAGGUGGAAGAGAAAGAGGAUGUGAAGUCGUACACUUUUCCGAUGGAGCGGGUUAAGAGGAUUAUCAGGGCCGAAGAUUCCGACUUGCGCAUCAGCUCCGACGCCGUUUUUCUCGUCAACAAAGCCACCGAGAAGUUCCUUGAGAAGUUUAGUGAAGAUGCGCAUAAAUGUUGUGUUAAGGAUCGCAAGAAGGCUCUUGCUUACAAGCACCUAUCCUCAGUCGUUUGCAAACAAAAGAGAUACGAGUUUCUUUCAGAUUUUGUUCCUGAGAAAAUAAAAGCCGGGGAUGCAUUGGCAAAGAGAAAACAAACCCAAGAAGGAACAAGCUAGGAGUUGCAGAACAAGAUAAAUGGAGACUACUGACCAGUUGAAAAAUUUUACCUGCGUAUUGUAUGCAUGCAUUUGUUGUAUACACGUUCAAGUGCAUUAAGCUUGUUGCAUAGGUUCAUAGUCUUGAAUCAGGCAUGUUUUUGGUUGGAAGAUCCAAAUUUGCUGUACUAAAGAAAGUUUGGUUUAGGAUGUUUUCUAUUAGAUGGAUCAUCCGAUCAUAGCAGAUGCUGGUGGAAGAGCAGUCGAUGUGUAAUUGUAGGCGGUUGAUUGUGGAACCAGCUCAUUUCUCUGGUGCACUCCAGUUUCCAUUUCUUGGGACCAUGGUUGGUGUUUUUCCAGAAGCCACUAUGUUGUUGUCUUUAUGUUUGAUUUGUCAUGUAUGCAAAUCAUGGCAUAUUCACAAACACAGAGCUUCAACUACACUGGGGCAAAGCCCGAUUGACUAGCAUGACAUUGCUAUUAUAUUGUGCAAAGUUGGCCCUGAGUUCGAUCGGCAAAGUAGUGUAGCGUAAAUUUUCCUAUUUCAUAUUGUUUUUAGAUGGUUUUACAAUAUUAUGUUGUAGUAUAACAUGGUUAGCCGUUACUGUUUGGUCUAUAUUCAAAUUUCAAAUCUGAAUCUAUAUAUAAUGGAGUCAUCCAGUUUGCAA